CAUUAACCGGAAGUCUGUUCACAAAAGCGUUAGCUUGAAUAGCUUCACGCAGUCCGAAACGUUACUUUCUGUGUUAUGACUUUAGCUCAGAGAUGUGUUCGUAGACUUCAUGAUGCGGCGUUACAUUCGUGCACUGCUGCUGUGCACGGUGUUUGCCGUGUUUUCGGGUUUAUAUGUGUACAGUAAGCUGUUCUACUCGGACGGGUCGGCUGGAGGAAGAAGGGUUUUCAUCCCACCGAGAAACGCCGGAGCCAGGCGAGGGUCCGCUGACAAAACCGUGCCCACAAACCCCCACUCGUACCACCAUAGGUACAUCAUGCGUCAGCGCAGUCGGGUGGAAGCUGCAGGGACCGGCGUUCAGCGCACACCCCAGCCUCCCGUCAUGCACCUGGCUGUGGUGGCCUGUGGAGAGAGGCUGCAGGAGACGCUCACCAUGAUCAAAUCGGCCGUGCUUUUCAGCAUUGGCCACCUCCACCUGCACAUCUUCGCUGAAGAUCGGCUGCACGACAACUUAACGCAAACUCUGGAGUCGUGGCCUGGUUUUGUUCGCUGUAAGUACAACUACAACGUAUACUCCAUCAGCUUCCCCAGUGAGAAUGCAGCAGAGUGGAAGAAACUUUUCAAACCCUGUGCUUCUCAGAGACUCUUCUUACCUUUGAUCCUAAAGGAUGUCGACUCCAUCAUAUACGUGGACUCCGACAUCCUCUUCCUGCAGCCCGUUGACCAUUUAUGGGCCUUCCUGUCCCAGUUAGACCCUUCUCAGCUGGCUGCCAUGUCCCCAGAGCACGAGGAGCCCCGCAUCGCCUGGUACAGCCGCUUCGCCCGGCACCCGUUCUACGGCAGGACGGGCAUCAACUCGGGCGUCAUGCUUAUGAACAUGACGAGGAUGAGGAGCACCUUCUUCAAGAACGACAUGACAGCAGUGGGGCUGCGCUGGGAGGAGCUGCUGAUGCCUCUACUCCAGAAAUACAAACUGAAUAUAACGUGGGGGGACCAGGACCUCCUAAAUAUCAUCUUCCACCAUAACCCGGAGUUCCUGCUGGAGUUCCCGUGCAAGUGGAACUACCGCCCAGAUCACUGCAUCUACGGCAGCAACUGCGCCUCGGCCGAGGAGGACGGCGUCUACGUUCUGCACGGAAACAGAGGCGUUUACCACGACGCCAAACAACCAGCUUUUAGGGCUGUUUACGAGGCCAUAAAACAGUAUUCUUUUGGCACCGACCCCGUCGCUUCUUUGUUGCACCCGUUGGGGGAGGAGCUACAGAAGACGACGCACACCUACUGUGGCAAAUCGCACACUCUCCUCACUAAGAGACUCUCUCUCAGUUUAGGCAACAUCAGGAGAACAUCCACAAGAGCGGUAAAAAAGACAGAAGACUCCACAAGCUAACUUUCCAAAGGUUUGAGCAUCUUUUAUGUUUUUUUUUCUUUUCUUUUCUCGGAGCGUGCCGCACAGAAAAGCGAGCAGCUACAGCUUGGUAAACAAGCUCCUACCUGGCAAACUGACAGGACUGUUGAGCCGUGAGACUUUGAUACAGAAGACGACCACGGUUUGAGAUUCUGCUCUGCUGCUUUGAAGCUCAAUAAGCCAGCUGGGAUUGUGUCAGUGUGAGACUAAUAACCGCUCCCCUCGUAGAAACCGCUCUGGAGGUGGAUGACGUAAAAACCCUGAAACCUGCGCGAACCAGAACCGUGUAGACACUGAUGACGAACCCAGAAGUUAUUUUUUAGUUCAUUUUAAUACAAAAUGUUUUUAUUUUGAGAAAACCUCUUUUAUUUGUUCAUUCUUCUUGUCGUACUUUUGUUUACUGGCAGAAGUAAAAGGUAGUUUCCAUAUUGGAGAAGUCUUAAAAUGCAAUAUGAAAUGUUUUCCUCUUGGGGAAAUUUGUGAAACUCUUAUUAAAAGAGGUAAAAAAAAAAAAAAAAGGUCAUAAAACUGGAUAAAAGGCUUUCUGGAGGGCUCAGGUCUGAAAUAAAUUUUACAACUGGAUCAAUUUUUUUAAUAUUUAGAGGUAUAUCAAGAGAAUAUGGGUAAAAUUUAUUGUUUAGGGCUAUAUAUAUAUAUAUAGUGUCUUACUAGGCUGUGAUAGUUGGUCGGCUUUCAAAUGUCUUUUUUGUGACACUGGAACUCAAAAGUUGAUUGAAUUGAAACUUUCGAUCCAUGCAGAGUGUUUUUUUCUUCUUUUUUUUWAAUCAAAACUUUAACUUUACACAGAAAGCUCAGAGAUCUGCUUCAAACACCUCUUUAAGAUGCUUCUGCUCGUAGAUCAUCUAUGGAGCCGCCCACGUUCUCCGAGGAUGUGAAGAAACGCUGAACCAAAGGAGGUGACGUUUAGCACAUAAAAUGUUUUUUUUUUCUCCACAAACUGCUGACAAAUGAUCUGUAUAAAUUAACUGACAGGUGCUGACUUUGUGAAUAAGUUCACUUCUAAUACCAAAGAUUUAAUAUUAUGAUUGUUUCCGCACCACUGAAUGUUGAUUUGCAAUGUUUGUUGUGUAUGUUGCAGUACUACUGUAUAUCUUUGUGUUUAUUAUUAUUAUUUUUUUAUAUUAAAGCUCUUUUCAAGUAUGUA
Messenger RNA from Austrofundulus limnaeus, 2573 nucleotides. It is a transcript of the gene gxylt1b, whose product is annotated as glucoside xylosyltransferase 1b. Gene Ontology annotation, molecular function: UDP-xylosyltransferase activity. NCBI's taxonomy places the organism in Eukaryota, Metazoa, Chordata, Actinopteri, Cyprinodontiformes, Rivulidae. The transcript is spliced from 7 exons. Gene Ontology annotation, biological process: protein O-linked glycosylation via N-acetylgalactosamine. The coding region runs from base 110 to 1390 and encodes 426 amino acids. The record is from RefSeq and is a predicted model, not a curated record.